AUGAAGGAGACCCGGGGCGACGGGAGCGCCCCUUUCUGUACCCGCCUCAACCACUCUUACCCGGGCAUGUGGUCGCCCGAGCUCUCCGCCGCGGCGCGGGGCAACCUCACGGGUUCCCGGGACCCCCGCGAGGACUGCGGCUCGGUGUCGGUAGCCUUCCCGAUCACCAUGUUGAUCACCGGCUUCGUGGGCAACGCGCUGGCCAUGCUGCUCGUGUCGCGGAGCUACCGGCGGCGGGAGAGCAAGCGCAAGAAGUCGUUCCUGCUGUGCAUCGGCUGGCUGGCGCUCACAGACCUGGUCGGGCAACUGCUCACCAGCCCGGUGGUCAUCGUCGUGUACCUGUCCAAGCAGCGCUGGGAGCAUCUCGACCCGUCGGGGAGGCUCUGCACCUUCUUCGGUCUGACCAUGACCGUCUUUGGGCUCUCCUCGCUCUUCAUCGCCAGCGCCAUGGCCGUCGAGCGGGCGCUGGCCAUCCGGGCGCCGCACUGGUACGCGAGCCACAUGAAGACGCGCGCCACCCGCGCGGUGCUGCUCGGCGUGUGGCUGGCGGUGCUCGCCUUCGCCCUGCUGCCGGUGCUGGGCGUAGGCCAGUACACCAUCCAGUGGCCCGGGACGUGGUGCUUCAUUAGCACCGGGGAAGGAGGCAACGGGACUAGCGCUUCGCACAACUGGGGCAACCUCUUCUUCGCCUCCACCUUUGCCUUCCUGGGGCUCUCGGCGCUGGCCGUCACCUUCGCCUGUAACCUGGCCACCAUUAAGGCCCUGGUGUCCCGCUGCCGGGCCAAGGCCACGGCGUCGCAGUCCGGCGCCCAGUGGGGCCGGAUCACCACCGAGACGGCCAUCCAGCUCAUGGGGAUCAUGUGCGUGCUGUCGGUCUGCUGGUCGCCGUUGCUGAUAAUGAUGUUGAAAAUGAUCUUCAAUCAGACAUCGGUUGAGCACUGCAAGACUCACACUGAAAAGCUGAAAGAAUGCAACUUCUUCUUAAUAGCUGUGCGUCUGGCCUCACUGAACCAGAUCUUGGAUCCCUGGGUUUAUCUGCUGCUAAGAAAGAUCCUUCUUCGAAAGUUUUGUCAGAUCAGGCACCACACAAACAACUAUGCAUCCAGUUCCACCUCCUUACCCCACCAGUGCUCCUCAACCUUGAUGUGGAGUGACCAGUUGGAAAGAUGAAAAAUGGAGCUGAAUUUUUAUUGAAAUUCCUGCUCGACUGAGUUUGUGUAUAUCUUCCCACCUGAGAAGGAGAAUUUAUGUUUGAUUUGGAUUGUUUCUUCAUUUUCAUCUUUGAAAAAAAUUUAGUAUUUCUUCUUUUCAGUAAUACCCACUGAAACCAGGUUUAUUAUCAUGCUUUGUGUCUCUGAGUAUCAAAUUGGCUUCUGGGACUGGGUUUUGAGUAUAUAUUUAAGAAGUUGGACAUGAUUUCACAGAUAACGAUUGGCCAAAAGUGUGAAAAAGAAAAACCCAUUUUCCGAGAGUUUUCCUCCAACUUCAAACCGUUGCCUGAAUCUCAACCAGUGUGGACAUCUUUACAUUUUAUGGUAGUCUUGAUUUUAUAAUGAGUUUGAAAAAAAUAAAUAUAAGCUUUCAACAAUGAAAAGUCAACAUUUUGAGAGCAAGAAUUCAAUGAAUAGGACAUAAACUUAAAUGAGAUAGAGAAGGGUGCCCAGAUGGAGACAGGAGGGUGCCAUGAUAAAUGGUAUUUAUGCUAAACAUGUGAUGAAUGUAUUGGAGAUACUGUGUCCCUCUGGGCUAAGUUUGGAACUAAACAUCUGUAGGUCUGUGUUCUGGUUAUGUGUCACAGUGUACUGGCAAUCAACGUAAGGGUUAUGUGUCUUUGAAGACUGAAAAGAGUGGAUGCAGCUAAGGACUUUCCUGAAAUGUCACAGGAAACAAUACUGAGGCUACAUGAUUAGCUGUUGUGUUAGAGCAGUAAAAAAAAAUCCAGGCACAGCCCUCUGAUUUACCACUAUCUGUUCAGGAUUUCUAAAAAUUUCUUCCCAGGUGUCACACAAAAAGGCAAAACUAAUAAGUGACAUAGUUAUUCAAUAGCAAAUUUUGUUACAUUUUAUACAAAGGAAACUAUGUCAUCUGAAUUGAAAUGAGAAAUUCUAUGAACUUUUAACAAAUACUUCUGAGCAUUGGAUGUCUUUCAGCUAAUGUCCUUAGCUGUUUGUAAAUUCAACCAAUCUUUCUUUCUCUUGCCUUUCUUCCCACUUCCGCACCUCCCUCCUUCCUUUUCCUCUUAUCAUUCACUUAAUGCAACACGUAUUUAUUGAGUGUCCUUCUUUAGGCACUGUGCUAAGGGCCAUGCUUUGACCUACAUCUUAGGAAGACAUGAUAAUAUGGUACCAGUAGUUUUGCCAUACAAGCCUGUACUGUGAUUCCACUGUCAUCUCUGUCAACUAGAUUAAACCAAAAA
Molecule: messenger RNA, 2416 nt
Organism: Neogale vison (American mink)
Lineage: Eukaryota; Metazoa; Chordata; Mammalia; Carnivora; Mustelidae
Gene: PTGER3
Product: prostaglandin E receptor 3
Exons: 4
Coding region: 1-1170 (389 amino acids)
Biological process (GO): negative regulation of gastric acid secretion; phospholipase C-activating G protein-coupled receptor signaling pathway; adenylate cyclase-activating G protein-coupled receptor signaling pathway
Cellular component (GO): plasma membrane
Molecular function (GO): prostaglandin E receptor activity
Source: RefSeq, a predicted model, not a curated record